This is a messenger RNA of Saccostrea echinata, 2753 nucleotides long. RefSeq lists its product as uncharacterized. The record is from RefSeq and is a predicted model, not a curated record. Gene Ontology annotation, cellular component: cytoplasm; ubiquitin ligase complex. Gene Ontology annotation, molecular function: zinc ion binding; ubiquitin conjugating enzyme binding; ubiquitin protein ligase activity. The transcript has 2 exons. Bases 78 to 2753 code for a protein of 891 amino acids. Gene Ontology annotation, biological process: positive regulation of proteasomal ubiquitin-dependent protein catabolic process; protein polyubiquitination; ubiquitin-dependent protein catabolic process. NCBI's taxonomy places the organism in Eukaryota, Metazoa, Mollusca, Bivalvia, Ostreida, Ostreidae.
CUAACACAGGCGGAAUCACCGACAUAAGCAACAUCAACAAAGAAGUAAAACACUAUAUACAACUGACUUCUUUCAAAAUGGUGCAUAAAACAACAAAGUGUGGAGUUCACUCAGGGAAUACCCUGCGUGCGUCACACAGCAAAUAUACCAAGACGUAUAGAAAACAGUCCUGUCUUGUAAGAAAAGUUAAGAAUUCCACUAAUCUUCGCCUUCUACAGGACUUUGGCAUUGCCACUGACGACGUGGCCUACUCCCUCAGUAAAAAAGGUCGCUGGGUCCUGCCUACAGUCCUCAAGGAACACAUACUCCUCGGGGGAUUCAGCGAGGAAGGGCCUAAAGUUCAACUCACCGAAAAACACAAACUAAGAAAAACAGCCAACUGCCUGGGAUUUUAUGCUUCUAAAGGACCAACCAGAAAAGCUGUACCAUCUAAAAAGCGGUAUUUCAAUGUUUCAAGUGUGAAGAAAGAACCCCAGUUGCCUAGUAAGGAAAAAGAGAAAGUAACAGAAGAUAAAGCAGUCAAUGAAUGUUUGGAACCCGAAAUAAAUGUUGAAAUUUUCCUACCAACUCCGAUCACAAGCUCUCUCACUCACAACCAAAAAUACAUCAGACCGCUUCACGAUACCGAUGUACAACUCAGUACAAAGAAACAGAAAGGAAAACGGAGACAUUGUAUGCAGUUAAAGUUUGACGUGGUAGAUAGCUACGAAGAUGAUAUUUGGGAAGAGGACGAGGAGAUUGAUGGUUACGAUGAUGACCUCUUUCAAGCCGAGUAUCAGCGACCCCAGAGUUUCUUUACAGCUGCUGAUGUUCUCAAAUCAGCACAAAAAACCAAACAGAUCUUUGAGAAGUCGACCAAAAAAAUGAACCAUAAACACAGCGAGGAUGUGAGAAACAAAAAAGGCAAACUUGUGUAUGUCGACGAACCUAAUCCCACAUCAGAACCGACGUGUAAUAAAACAAUCGGAAUAGAUUUUUUAUAUUCUAGACAACCGCAACAAAUAAUGGUUCCCAAGAAAGUGGUUUUGCCAAACGCAGAGACAAGACCCGAAUUCUUGAAAUUCAGAUCUGGUAAAAUGUAUAUGGAAUGUAAGACAUUUCCUCGUUCUUUCAUCAUAAACAUAACAGAUGAGGUAAAAUCUAUGAUGAAACAGCACAUCCGAAUGAUGUACAAGGCAUUCUUGAUGGACAUAACUACAAUCCUGAUUUUCACUCAUGAUGUUUACAAAGCUUCCUUGGACGGAGAAGAGAUAUUCGAUGUAUACAUGAAUGUUAAUAUUGACUCAGAAACUAUAGAGUUAGAAACCCUUUUUGAUUACUAUGCUGGGUCAUUGGAAUCUGUAAUUAGCCAGGCUGUAUCUCAAAUCAAGUUUUAUACGCAAGAACAAUUUGCAAGGCCUAAAGUCUACCUAAAAGGAGAAAGUGAGACGGCAUAUAAUGCUUUAAAUUCGUGUUUGCUCCAAGGAGCGUCCACUUUAACUGAAGAAGAUGCUUUUACUGAAGCUGUAUUGAGUACCAUAGAAAGAUAUGAAGUAAACAAACACUUGGAUGUGGGAUGUAAGUCUUUUCCACCAGAAACAUGUUACAUCUGCUUUGAGGCAAUGAACGAGAACAGACCAGGAAUCGCGAUGGAGCGCUGCGGCCAUUGGUUUUGUAGAAGUUGCUGGAGAGAACAUCUAAAGCAACAAAAUUUUUCCAAGCUUCUGUGCCCUGAAUUUGAUUGUGAGAAAGAAGUGGACUUCACACUUAUUUUACAAGUUUUGAACAUUACCGAUGUCCGGAAAUACUUGAUUCGGCAGAAGGAAAAUUUAGCACGGAGUCAGUGCAAAUACUGUCCAAACGAAAAAUGUGGUCGUGUCAUCUCAGCAUCUUUAACUAAUAUUAAUCACACCAAUACCACAUGCGAAUGUGGAACCGAAUUUUGUUCCAAUUGCUUCAAGUUUCCUCAUUGGCCUGCUACAUGUGAAACAUCCCAAGAAUAUUGGAAUUUUUUGAGGGGAAAGGGAAUUGAUAUAGAAUUCAGUAUUGAUGAUAUUUCAUCCACCGAGCUCCAGGUGCGGGGAAAAAAUUGUCCGAAUUGCAAUCAAUUUAUUGAGAAACAGGGUGGGUGUUUCUCGGUGGUAUGUGUUUGUGGCAUUUGCUUCUGUUGGGGAUGUCGUGGAAUUUUUAGAGUAAAUCAUCAAGUUAGUGAUCUCUGUCAUCGUGAGAAACAUGGAGACCUUCAUCGUACAACUAAAAAAUACAUUGCUGCAGAUCUACUCCUUCCAAUGAAAAUGAAAAAGGAACCGAAACUCAUUCAAGUUGCUGUAAAUCAACGUGUAGGAAGAGCACACUCGAGAACAUUACUUAUGAAAAGUAAAACUCAUUCUGUGCGUCUCAAAAUUCGAACUCUUGGACUGAAAUCGUCAUUAAAAAUUGCAGGCUUAUUGGCAGGAUACAAGUCAAAAGAGAACAGCCUUUUGUCCAAAGUCCAUGGUUUUCUACAAGAUAUGAUUAAGCUCUACCUUGAGAUUCGCCAUCUUGCCGAAUAUACUGCCGUCUCAGCAGUUCACGAGAACGGUCGGUCACAGAAACUCUCUAACUCCUUUAUUGAGCACAUGGAUGAUUUAGCGUCACAAAUUUACACCGAAUUUCAGAGUGAUGUCAAUGAUUAUGUUCCUAGUCUGAUACACCGAAUGCUAAUCAUCAGGGAGCACUGUUUACAUACCGUGUCAGAACUAGUCAAAUUUAUAAAAGAUAAGAAUCUUGAUUAG